AUGGGACCGGCUGCCUUGGGAAGUAGUGGGCUCCCUGAUGGCGAGGGGCUCAAGCGCGAUAGAGGGUGUAUUGAGCAGAGGGAUGACCGGGAAGGGCUGGACUUGAGGAAGACCCUGUGGAUGGCUGAAUGGAGGGACAGAGGUUCGGCUGAGCUGGCGCGGGAAAGGGAAGAGAUGGCGGCAGGGUCAGCCAGGGAAAAUGCCCAGGGGAGGGCAGGCCGGCUGGGGGCCGCGGGGUUGGGCCGGGGCCCCAGACUGGGCUUCUUGGGGGUGUUUCCCAUCUCACCGGUUCCUUUAUUCCUCAGGGUGGUGAAGGAAGAGAUUUCUGACGACAACGCCAAGCUGCCCUGUUUUAAUGGAAGAGUGGUCUCCUGGCUGGUCCUGGCGGAGAAUUCCCACUCCGACGCUGGAUCUCAGUGCACCGAAAGCCUCACGGAUCUGCCCCCGCCCAUCGAACGGACCGGGGGCAUUGGGGAUUCCCGGCCACCCUCCUUUCAGGUCCUGGUCUACGCCGCCCUCUGCUGGCCGGGCCCAGAGCUCCAUGAGAGGCCUCUGUACUGGCCUUGGGGGCCCGGAUCUCAGAUCUUUGUCUACGCCGCCCUCUGCUGGCCGGGCUCGGAGCUCCAUGAGAGGCCUUGGGGGCCCGGAUCUCAGAUCUUUGUCUCCUGCCCUCUGGCGGGCCCCCUCCAUGAGGGUCUGACUGGCCGGGGCCUGGAUCCAGAUAUUUGGCCACUGUCUCUGCGGCCCCAGAGAUCUAUGAGAGGCCUUGGGGUGGAUCCCAGAUUUUACACCCCCCUCUGGCGGGCCCAGAGCUCCAUGAGAGGCCUUGGGGAGUCUAAUCCCGGCCCCACCCUCCUUGGCCGGGCCCAAACCUCCAUGAGAGGGCCUUGGGGGCCUGGAUCUCAGGCCCUGGUCUAUGCCACCCUCUGCUGGCCGGCCCAGAGCUCCAUGAGAGGUCUCUGUACUGGCCUUGGGGGCCUGGAUCUCAGAUCUUUGUCUAUGCCGCCCUCUGCUGGCCGGAGCUCCAUGAGGGUCUCUGUUUGGCCUUGGGGGGCCCGGAUCUGGGCUGGCCUCACUGUCCUCUGUGGGGGCCCAGAGAUCUAUGGGGGCCUUGGGGCCCAGAUCUCAGAUUGCCUCCUGCCCCUGCUGGCCGGGCCCAAACCCCAUGGGGGCCUUGGGGCCUGGAUCUCAGGCCCUGGUCUAUGCCACCCUCUGCUGGCCGGCCCAGAGCUCCAUGAGAGAUACUGGCCUACACUGCCCUCUGCUGGCCGGGCCCAGAGAUCUAUGAGAGGCCUUGGGGGCCCAGAUCUCAGAUACUGGCCUACACCGCCCUCUGCUGGCCGGGCCCAAACCUCUAUGAGAGGCCUUGGGGGCCUGGAUCCCAGGUCCUGGUCUACACUGCCCUGUGCUAGCCAGGCCUAUAGUUCCAUAAAGGGCCUUGGGGGCCUGGAUCUUAGGUCCUGGUCUCCCCCUCGGCGGGCCCAGGCCCAUGAGGGUUCUGUACUGGCCUUGGGGGCCCGGAUCUCAGAUACUGGCCCCUGCCCUCCUGGCCCGGGCCCAGGUCUAAGAACCUUGGGGGGCUUGGAUCUCAGGCCCUGGUCUAUGCCGCCCUCUCCUGGCCGGGCCCCUGGAGCCAGUUUCCCCGUUUCAUGGGCUCUUGGGGCUCUCAGAGGCCAUCCCGUCCAUUUCACAGUUGAGGGGCCCGAGGGCCCGAAGUCCAACCCCUCCCCAUGCGGGAUUUGGGCGGCCAGUCCGAUGGUCACCAGGGCCCCCCUCCCCCCUCGCACCAGCCCCCGGAGGUUCCCACCCUCGGCGCUGCGGCUCCAGGGGACGGCCUGCGGCCACCCGGCUGUGUGUGGAACGGGAGGAACCCACGAGGAUGCCCCUCGCAUCAACGGGCACCCCAAACUGGAGCGCCGCCGCGAGCCCGGCACCUACGACAGCGCCUCCACCGUGCUGAGCAGCGAGCUGGAGUCCAGCAGCUUCAUCGACUCGGAGGACGAAGACACCAGCAGGUUGAGCAGCUCCACUGAGCAGAGCACCUCCUCGCGGCUCAUCCGGAAGCACAAGCGUCGGAGGAGAAAGCAAAGGAUGCGCCAGAUUGACCGGUCUUCCUCAUUCAGUAGCAUCACGGACUCUACCAUGUCUCUGAACAUCAUCACGGUCACCCUCAACAUGGAGAAGUACAACUUUCUGGGCAUCAGCAUCGAUAGGGGUGGAAACAGCCGGCCGAGGCGAUUGCUCCUACGCUCGGGACUUGGCCAGGGUCCAAGCCCCGAUAAUCCCAGAAGAGCCAGGAAAUGGGAAGAACGGCUGGGACCGCACCCGUUGGGUGCUCUGCCCACCCCCUCGAUGGCACCUCUCCCCUCCCAGGUGAAUGACGUCAAUUUUGAGAAUAUGAGCAAUGAUGACGCCGUGCGAGUGCUGAGAGAGAUCGUCUCCAAGCCCGGACCCAUCAGCCUCACGGUGGCCAAGUGCUGGGACCCCACGCCCAGGAGCUACUUCACCAUCCCUCGGGGUAAGUGCUGCCUUCUAGGUCUCAUCUCUUCCUCCUCCGUGGGGCAGGAAGAAUGGGCUCCUCCCUCCCGGCCCAUCCAGGCUGAGGGACGCAGGGGAUGUGUCUCCCUUUCAGAACUCGAGGAAUCUCCCCUGACUGUGAAGAGUGACAUGGGGGCCAUCGUGAAAGUCAUGCAGCUUCCGGACUCGGGCCUUGAGAUACGGGACCGGAUGUGGCUGAAAAUCACUAUCUCAAACGCGGUCAUCGGGGCAGAUGUGGUGGACUGGCUUUACACACACGUGGAGGGCUUCAAAGACCGCCGGGAGGCCCGCAAGUACGCCAGCAGCAUGCUGAAACACGGCUACCUGAGGCACACCGUGAACAAGAUCACCUUCUCCGAGCAGUGCUAUUACGUCUUUGGUGACCUGUGCAGCAAUCUGGCGGCACUCAAUCUCAACAACGGUUCUGGUGGAGCCUCGGACCAGGACACGCUGGCCCCGCUCCCCCACCCUGCGGCCCCGUGGCCCGUGGGGCAGGGGUACUCUUAUCCCUACCCUGUGCCUCCCCCGGGCUUCCCCCCCGCCUACCAGGACCCGGGCUUCAGCUACGGGAGCGGGAGCGCGGGGAGCCAGCAGAGCGAAGGAAGCAGGAGCAGCGGCUCGAACAGGAGCGCCAGCGAGAGCAGCCGGCGGGCACUGGGGCGGGAGAAGGAGCGCCGGACAGGGGCCGGGGGCAGUGGGGGCAGCAGUGAGUCGGAGCACACGGUGCGCAGUGCGGCGGGCAGCGGGGGCCGGCGGGAGCGUCCGCCCAGCCAGCUCAGCCGGGGCAGCAGCCCCCGGAGCCAGCUCUCCACCGGUGCCCCCGGGCUGCCCCCACUGCACCCCCUGCCCAAGGCGGGCACCAGGGCGCUGACCACGCUCAGCGGCCCCCCCGGGGGCCCACCUGUGCGCGAGCUGGCCGCGGUGCCCCCCGAGCUCACUGGCAGCCGCCAGUCCUUCCAGAAGGCCAUGGGCAACCCCUGCGAGUUCUUCGUGGACAUCAUGUAAGGGAGAAAGUGCCUUCAGACCUCCCUCCCCCACCCGGGGCCACGUCUUUGGAGGAGGAUUCGAAGGCUUUGGUGAAAAGGACAAUAACGGCCGAGCCCCCUCAGCCCCGCCUUGGAGGGGGAAGUGCCAAAUCCCCCCUUCAGCAGGCUUGCUCCCUAGAGCCCCCCUCAGUGCCCAGAGGACAGCACCCAGUCAGCAGCCGCGGCGGGUGGGCCUCGGAUUCCCACCAGCUCCCAAUCCUCUUCCCCUUCCUGUCUCUCAGGCCGGGCCGGAGCCCGCAGCCGGCCGCGGGAGGGACCCGGCGCGAGCGGCCCCAGCAGUCACGGGCCGGGGGCUCCUUUCCUGGGGGUCUCAGUGCCCCAUCCGCGCGCCUGAGGGGUAGGAGAGAGCUCCCGGGGUGGGUGGGACUCGGGGCUAGGGUUCUGGCCCCUCCCCUCGAGCUGGCAGCGGGCCACGGGCCGUUCCCGGAGGGCUGAGCUAGCUCGGCCGAAGCCAGAGGCAGAGACCCCAGGUGGCCCAGGCUCCGGCCCCAGGCCUGUGGGUGACCCGGGCUCCAGCCCGGUCCGAUCGGGGUGUUUGGGGGCGGGCUCGGGAGCUGGGAAAGGCUCAUCCCUGCGUGUCUCUAACGGCCGCCCCUGAGGGGAGCGGGAUGAUGAUGCUCCCGGCCCGGGGGGAGGGUGACCUGGAGACGUCCGUCCAAGCCUGGGGUGUCUUGUCCGCAGUGAGAAGUACGUCCCGCCCCGUCUGGGGAGCUCCGCCCCCCCGCCCUGAGCCCCUCCCCUCGGCCCGGACGCGCCUCGGCUCUCUUCUCGCCCUUGUUCUCUUGUCCCCUGGGUGUCCCAGCUGAGAGGUCCCCUGCCCCGCUGCGGCACGGCCGGCGGCGAUGGGGGGGGGGGCGGGCAGUGGUGGGAGGAAAGUUUCGGCUCCCCCCCCUUCUCCAGAUCUGAAUCUGGGAGUAAAUCAUCCCCACUCCCGCCCCCGGUGGUUUGGGGGAGCCCUAACAGUGCUGUCUUAUUUAUUUAUUUAUUGCACCAGGCCUUGAGGGCGGGUCCCCCUCCCCGGUCCCCGCGGCGGGUCCCCUCCCGUAGCUGGCCGAGUUUGCCCCGGCUCCCCCAGCCCCGGCCCGUGAGGUGGAGAGGAGAGCAGGGGGCGGCGGGGGCCAGGCCGAGAACGGAGGGGACUCCGGCCGGCCCGCCUUCCUGUUUGCUUUGUUUGCAUCUAACGGAAUGAGCAUGGUUUGUUUUUCAAGGGCAACGUUACUCUAAGCAGUGAUUGGCAGAAACCACGCGGGCCUGCGUAGGUACCGAAGUGUAGGGGGCGGGGACAAAGGCGAAGAAAUAAUGCACGCCCCUCCCCCCGGCUCUUGUCUCCGCAGUGCCCCUCCCCCCCGUCUGUUUCCAGGUGUGUCCGGCCCGGCCCCCUCACCUGGCCUCAGGUGUGCCCGUCCCAGGGGGCCUCGGCUCGUGUGGAACCCACCGCUUCCUGUCCAGUGUCUCGCUUCCACAGGAUUCGAUUCUGUAGAUACUGUAUCAAAGCCCAAGUGUCUGUAUAGUUAAUAUAUAGCUGCAUCCGUGUAAAUGCCGCUUCCGUGUAAAUGCUAUUUUAAACACUUAAAAAAAAAAAAAAAGCUUUUAAUUUUAUGUGA
Molecule: messenger RNA, 5188 nt
Organism: Sarcophilus harrisii (Tasmanian devil)
Lineage: Eukaryota; Metazoa; Chordata; Mammalia; Dasyuromorphia; Dasyuridae
Gene: DVL1
Product: dishevelled segment polarity protein 1
Exons: 18
Coding region: 1-3543 (1180 amino acids)
Biological process (GO): canonical Wnt signaling pathway; intracellular signal transduction
Cellular component (GO): cytosol
Molecular function (GO): frizzled binding
Source: RefSeq, a predicted model, not a curated record